This is a messenger RNA of Trichosurus vulpecula (common brushtail), 1862 nucleotides long. RefSeq names its product BCL3 transcription coactivator (gene BCL3). The record is from RefSeq and is a predicted model, not a curated record. The transcript has 9 exons. Lineage: Eukaryota; Metazoa; Chordata; Mammalia; Diprotodontia; Phalangeridae. Gene Ontology annotation, molecular function: protein binding. Bases 193 to 1524 code for a protein of 443 amino acids.
GUCCCUGGUGCGCUGCUAGCUGCACUGAUAUCUGAGCGGAGCCCAGCGGGGCUGCAGCCUGUGCCCGGCGGCGGCGAGCGGGCCUCCCUCCCAGACCGGGCUCCGUCCGCCCCGUCGGCUCUGCACAGCUCCCCGCCGUGCCUCUGCCCCGGCCGGCCUGAGGGAGACCCGAGGCAGCCAGGGGCCCCGGCCAUGCCCCGAUGCCCCCGGGACAUGGACGAGGGGCCCGUGGACCUGCGGACGCGGCCCAAAACCGGGGCCCCCGACUCUGAGGCCACACUGCCCCUGAGAAAGCGGCGCUACCGGGAGCCCCAGGAGUCCCCCGGGCCCGGCAUCGCCCCAGCCCCGGAGCCCUCGCCCCAGAGCCCCAGCACGUACCCUGGCCUCCCGGGCCCUGCCACAGCCAUCUACUAUCCCGGCCCCUUCCUAUAUCCUGCACCAGCCCCAUUUUCUGUACUGAGCCUGCCACCACCCACCUACCCAGUGCUCUGCCCCCUGGAGAACCCACUCACUGCUGACAUUGCCAAGGCCACAAGACCAGAUGAGGAUGGAGACACGCCCCUCCACAUCGCAGUGGCCCAGGGCAACCUGGUAGCGGUUCAGCGCCUGGUCCACCUCUUCCAACAGGGAGGACGGGACCUGGACGUCUACAAUAAUUUAAGGCAGACACCCCUCCACCUGGCCGUCAUCACUACCCUGCCCUCAGUGGUGAGGCUCCUGGUGUCCAAGGGGGCCAAUCCCAUGGCCCUGGACCGAAAUGGCCAGACAGCAGCUCACCUGGCCUGUGAACACCGGAGUUCCAGCUGCCUUCGAGCCCUACUGGACACCUCAGCCCCUGGGGCACUAAGCCUGGAAGCCAGGAACUAUGAGGGGCUGACACCCCUGCAUGUGGCCGUAAACACAGAAGACACAGAAACUGUCCUGCUGCUGUUGGACCGAGGAGCCGACAUCGAUGCUGUGGACAUCAAGAGUGGCCGCUCCCCACUCAUCCAUGCAGUGGAGAACAACAGUCUGGCCAUGGUGCAGCUGCUGCUGCAGCAUGGGGCCAAUGUGAACGCACAGAUGUACUCGGGCAGCUCUGCCCUCCACUCAGCCUCAGGCCGAGGCCUCCUGUCCCUGGUCCGGACUCUGGUACGGAGUGGGGCUGAUAGCAGCCUCAAGAACUGUCACAAUGACACCCCACUCAUGGUGGCUCGGAAUCGACGAGUCAUUGACAUCCUGAGAGGGAAAGCUUCCCGCCCUGGCCCCCAAGCCACUCUGGGACCAACAGAGCCUAGCCAAGAUGGCAGUGCCCCCAUCUCCCCUGAAGGCAGCAGUCAGUUUGGAUCUAGUGGGCCACCAUCAGCAUCUCCAGCUUCCUCCUCGCCACCCCACUCUCCCCCCGAGGAUCCCCUCACCUCACUCCAGGGUCCCCAGAUAUUUUUCCUGCCAACCCAGUCCCCAACAGCGUUUCUUCCCUACACAGGGCCUCUUCGAGCCCCAGGCCGGCCUGUCCCACCAUCCCCUGCUCCUGGUGGGAGCUGAGGGAAAAAGAAGGAAGGCCUCUGGCAUAAAAGGAAGGGCCCCCUGAAAACUGUGAAGGCACAUGUCCCCCCUCCUACCAAGACUCACAGGACCAAGAUUUGCACACACCCCCACCCCAAACUUCCUCCCACUCCCCCUCCUUGGCUCUGACCCUCCACAGGGAGAACCAGACAUCUGGCUGGCACACCCCCCUGCCUGCCCCCCUCCUCAUUCCCCCCAGCACCCUCUGUCUAAGACAUGACCCCAGGGCUCGGGCUUGGGCUCCCUCCCUGGGGCUGUGGACAAUGUAAAUUAUUGGGGAUUUCAGUUUACUUUUGUAAUAAACUAUUUUUGUACCA